AUGUCAGGGCCUCUGGGAUUUACCUCGAAUCCCUAUGGCAAGAUAACACCUUCUUUUUUCUUUUAUCCAGAUGCCAUUCCGAAAGCGAACACACCCAUAACAUGGGGUGUCGAGGAUCACGAAAAGAUACCUGAGACAUGGGUUACUAUCACAUUAGGCGACGGGAAAAGAUUGAACAACCCACAAGGCAACUUUCCAUCCGUUGCUUUAUGGAAUGAAGAGGGCGAACCGAUCGCCAGAUUCACCGGCAAAGGUCCAGUGAAAAUUGGAAAAGGAGGCCACAAGACACAAGUAAUCCAGCAGACCUUGAACGGAAGAAAAGACGAAGAUCCUGGGUACAUCAUGCUCAGCGCAGACGAGGACGCCAUAUGCAUCGCCAUGAUUCAGGUAUCAAACGGCAGGCAUUCUUCAGUUUUCUUUGGAGACACUGGAUAUGUGUGCGGCCAGACGUGGUACUACAGCUCGAUUCGAAUGUCCGAGCAACAUAUCAACUUUCUCGCCCCAGUGGACUCGCUUUUGAACUCGAGAUGUGCUUGGCUGGAUGCCGACCACUCCGGUGAAAUCAAUGCACGGGCGAUGAGCUAUCACCUAAGAGACAUGAUCCCAUCAAAUGACAAGCUCGCACUGUACAACUUAGCGGAUCACAAGUACCUCUGCGGUUCUACGCGGCGCUUCGCGUGGUGGAAGAACUUAAGGCCAAACGGCAAGAUUCCGUUCUUCAACCCACCCUUGGAGUACAUUGCCGACAGCGAAGAUCGCAGAAAAGAAGGUGCAGAUAAAUUUCCGACUCUUGCUCUCGAUGAUAUUCACUACAAUAGGGAUGUAUACAUCGAGCAGGGAGAAUCUCCCGAUGUUGCAAAGUACUACGAGAAGCAUCCAUAUGCGACAAAUAGGAAAAAACGGAAUGCCAAGCUGCAGCUGAGCAAGAGGCAAGGUUCAAACAUGGACACGGAGCGGAUUAUUGUGACAGAGAUUCCCGGCCAAACUGCCCGAGAAAUCUGUGAGGACCCAAACUCUGCCGGUUACGACAUUGCGUCUUACGUCGACAUGAAGUACUGCGAUCUUUCGGAAAGAAAACUGUACGACUUGUGCAGUGGCACCAUCACUAGCAACUGCUUCGACGCCAACAGCACGGCAUUUGUAGGUGUCAUCAACGCACGAGGUGAGAAUUCUGCUCCACUGAAGGAGUACAAGGAGCGAAGUCAUUGGAAGUGA
Messenger RNA from Colletotrichum truncatum, 1215 nucleotides. RefSeq lists its product as uncharacterized. Lineage: Eukaryota; Fungi; Ascomycota; Sordariomycetes; Glomerellales; Glomerellaceae. The record is from RefSeq and is a predicted model, not a curated record.